Messenger RNA from Lucilia cuprina (Australian sheep blowfly), 1057 nucleotides. Its product is annotated as adenylate cyclase type 2-like. The record is from RefSeq and is a predicted model, not a curated record. The transcript is spliced from 7 exons. Gene Ontology annotation, biological process: adenylate cyclase-activating G protein-coupled receptor signaling pathway; cAMP biosynthetic process; intracellular signal transduction. Lineage: Eukaryota; Metazoa; Arthropoda; Insecta; Diptera; Calliphoridae. Bases 8 to 1057 code for a protein of 349 amino acids. Gene Ontology annotation, molecular function: adenylate cyclase activity.
UCACACAAUGUUACCCAUAUCAUGGCCAGUGUCGGUGGUUUUAGCUCUAUUCAUGACAGCAAUACAUAUUGUCUAUCGCAUUGGCGAAAGUCCUGACUAUGCACCUAAUUUACCUGUGCUAUUUGGCGAAAUUAUUAUGUUGGCUAGUGCAUCCGUAUCCGGUUUAUAUUAUCGUAUAAUGUCAGAUGCUGCCCACACUCGUACCGUAGAUGGUACACGCACUGGCAUCGAACAACGUGUAAAAUUGGAAUGUGAACGUGAACAACAGGAACAAUUAUUGCUAAGUGUAAUACCGGCUUACAUUGCAGCUGAGGUUAAACGUAGCAUAAUGUUAAAAAUGGCCGAUGCUUGCCAACGGGCUGGUGGUCAAACAAAUUCAUCGGCCACACGUUUCCAUGAAUUGCAUGUCCAAAGGCAUAACAAUGUUUCUAUUUUAUAUGCAGAUAUUGUCAAUUUUACACCGUUGUCUGAGCAACUGACCGCCAGUGAUUUGGUUAAGACUUUGAAUGAUCUUUUCGGACGUUUUGAUCAAAUUGCACAGAACAAUGAAAAAACUUCGGAGGACAUUCACUUAGAUGACCUGUAUACAAGAUAUCGACAACGUUUGCGUAAAUCAUUGUUCCGCUCUGGUCUACUAAUAUCAUUGGCAGCAUGUGUGGUUUCCAUUAUUAUAGGUGUCAUUUACCAACAGCAAUUAUUACAAACACUAUUACUGGCAUUGGCUACAUUAAUAUCGGCUAGUAUACUCACAGCCCUACAGUUUCCAGCUGUAUUGAAUUCACCGGUGGCUGCUUUGGCUUUUGCUAUUGUAACAACAUUUUCAUUGGGAACGAUAGCAGCAAUUACGGGUGAAGAAUUGGCGCCAUUACCAUUAUUUGCUGUAUUCCUGGUAAGUAUAUGUUUGAAUGUUCGACACGAACAGCAACAGCAGCAGCAUCAACAACAUCAUCAUCAGCAAUUGAUGACUGUCCACCACAAAAAGAAAACACGUCAUCAGUAUUUCAGUUGUAAAAUCUCAUAUAUUAUCCUCCUUCUACAUACUGUACGUUUUGUAUAA